UUCCCGUUGCCAUCGUCGCCAUCUUGUUCAAUAAACGACGCUAAAGAUUCUGCUAUUGUGUAUACGAGUUUCUUACUGCUGUAGAUUGUUUGAAACAGUUUUCUAGAAUGAAUGUGUUUUGAAGUAUGAUAUUUGCAUAACCAAAAUGAGUACUACCACUGGUAAAAAGAAAAGUGGUGGUUUUUUAACACGCCAGGUAAAAUCAAGGGAAAAAACCAUUGACUCUAUCACGGAGGAGGAAUUACUGAAGAAAGACACUGUAACCCCAGAGGAAGUCCUCCGACUAAAUAAAAUAACAGAAAAGUAUCUAUGUUCACCUGACGCAAACAUUUAUGGCAUCGACUUCACAAGGUUCAAGCUGAGGGACAUGGAAUCAGGGGCAGUUUUGUUUGAAGUGGCAAAACCACCACCACCAGAGGAUGGGGAGUCAGAUACAGAACCUGAAGAUAUAGACCCUCAUGCUGGUAGAUUUGUACGGUACCAGUUUACACCACAGUUUUUAAAGCUUAAAACAGUUGGAGCAACAGUUGAAUUUGUUGUUGGAGACAAACCAGUGAAUAAAUUCAGAAUGAUUGAGCGACAUUUUUUCCGAGAUAAACUACUGAAAAGUUUUGACUUUGAAUUCGGAUUUUGCAUUCCACAUAGCAGAAAUACAGUUGAGCAUAUCUAUGAAUUUCCUGUGCUUACUCCAGAUGAAGUGGAGGAUAUGAUUGCUCAUCCAUUCGAGACCAGAUCUGACAGCUUUUAUUUUGUCGAGGACAGGCUUAUCAUGCAUAACAAAGCAGACUAUGCCUACAAUGGGGGGACAUAACUUCAGCUGGACUGGAGAACUCUUCUUCAUUCAUUACGAACAUCAUGUCCAAUAACAUAUAUAUUAAAAGACAUAUCUAUAUAUUUUGUGGCAUUCCACAUUGCAUAAUUAUAUCAUUGAUUGUAAACUAAAGUCAAACUUAAAAAGAUAAAAGUUUUUGUGUGUAUGUUUGAGGUUAAUAAAUUAUUGUGAAUUUCAAAGGAUUUAUGUAAAGUUUUAUGUAAGGUAUCUUAAUCCUACAGUCUUGGUUGAUAUAAUGUUGGUUUAUGUUUGCUCUUUUUUAACUACUGUUAAGGAAGUCUCCUUAAAAAAAGUUGUGAUUUGUCUGUAAAUGAACCACAGUUUACUGAAAUCAUAACAUCCAUCAUUUGAUUAGGUAGCCAUAUAACUGUGUUUUUAUUCUAUGAUUCACAUAAAUGAAAUUGUUACGGGCAAAUUUGACCCAUUUUCUGAUAGAAUUUUUUAGAAAAUACAUUGUACAUUAUGUAUAUAACCUUGCACCAAAGCUUUUCUUUUAGCCUUGAGAAUCAUUCCAUAGGGACUUUGCCCUCUAAAUAUCCACAAAGUGCAAUUGGAGCAACUUUUUUUCACUUGCUAUGAGUCAAAUGAUACUAUUAUUAUAUAUUACCUGAAUAUGAUGUAUUGCUCGAAACCUUUUCUUAUCACAGACUGACUAUUCUGGUAGUUUCAGAAUUUUUGUCUUUGAUAUUGCAUAUUGUCUAAAUAUCCUAUUUUAGUUUGUUUGAUACUAUUAGCCUUUAAAGGUAAAAUGAGCUCACUAAUUUAUUACUUUACAGCCAAUUAUAGAAUUGUUUAUAGUUUCUGAAAACCUCCUUUACAGACCCUACAGAGAUACUCAAGCAACCAUAUGAAGGAAACUCAAAAAAAAAAAUUGUUGCAGUUUAUGGUCCUCCAUUAUCUUAUUUAUGAUUCAUUGAAGGGUGCAGGCUACUAUGUACAUGUACAAUGUUUUCAGCCUUCCUUGGUAGAGAUAUGGCUAAAGUCCGUCCUCAUUGCCAGAUUUAGUCAAGGGAAUUAUUUCCAUAUAGUCAACUUUUCAGAGGGGAGUUGGUGUCAAUUUAUAGCACUAACUAGUCCCUCAAAGCAAGGAACAAGUCUCAGAUACAGAAAUUGUUGUAAACAAUUGCCACCAAAAAUAAAAUCCUGUACAAUUUUAAGUACACUGUAUUUACAACUGAACUGAUCCCCUCUCUCUCAUUCACAAAGUAUUUAAUUAAUCUGUAGAAGAUGAUAUUGUUCAUAUUUUUUGUAUUUAUAUGAUGUAUCUCAAAUUCCAGAAACAUUCCAAUGUGUCAUAUUAGAUAUUUUAUUAUUACUGACAACUUUGCAUGUUUUCAGCCAGGGAAUGGGUAUAUGUUGCAAGGUUUAACUAUGACAAACAUUCUGUUCUAAAGAUAUCCAAAUUAAAAAUAUACCCAAAUAUGAUAUCAUUUGUACUAAUUUCUGUAUCUCAGUAAUGUAAAUAUAUAGACAUAAGUUAUUAAAGCAUAUUUUUAGCUCUU
Saccostrea echinata is the source of this 2334-nucleotide messenger RNA. RefSeq names its product protein unc-119 homolog B-like. Gene Ontology annotation, biological process: nervous system development; cilium assembly; lipoprotein transport. NCBI's taxonomy places the organism in Eukaryota, Metazoa, Mollusca, Bivalvia, Ostreida, Ostreidae. Gene Ontology annotation, molecular function: lipid binding. The coding region runs from base 146 to 811 and encodes 221 amino acids. The record is from RefSeq and is a predicted model, not a curated record. The transcript has 5 exons. Gene Ontology annotation, cellular component: cilium.